GUGCCGACAUCCAUCAGCAUCCAUCUUUUUGUGAAGUCUUGUUACAAUAUCUUUUCCAAUCCAUGAGAACUCAAGCUCACCAUAUUAACUACCAUCACCCACUUCCCCCUGCUCAUCAUCAUCAAGACUGCCCUUUGCAAUCAAGUCCGACCCACAUCCACUACAACGAAAGACUUUGUCUAGACAGCUGCUAGAAUUUGUUAUCACAAGAGUCUCUUGGCCUCUCUGAUCGGCCAGUCAACAUGGACCCGGAAACAGUCACCCGAGCAGACCUCAACUCCGAUCUAGCAUCCCGAGUGAGGUACAUGAAAGCUUUUUUAGAUUUUACGGAGGAGGACUGCCAGAUCAUGAACGAAGUGCGGCCGAUAGCCAAGCCGCUGGUGCCCGAAAUCGUGGCUUCCGCAUACACCAAAUUGCUCUCCUAUGACGCCUGUCGGAUGGCCUUCUUCCCUCGAAAAGACGGCGCUCAAGGCACCCAUGGCACUGCUGAAGAUCUCGUCAAUGGCAAUGAUCAUCUAAGUCUCAACUCUGCUACAAUCAAACUCCGCCGGAACAUCCUGGAGAGGUGGGCCAUGAGGAUAUUCACCGCAGACUACCACCAACUGGAGAUCUUUGAGUUUUUCGAUCAAGUCGGCGUCCAACACACCGGUGGAGCGAGGGUCUUCAGCAGCGGCAACCACAAGCCGGUAUAUAUUGACUAUAUCCAUCUAGCUAUGACAUUAGGCUAUAUCACCUCUAAGAUGACCGCCGCUAUCCUGACUCUGCCUUCGAGUACUUGGCCGCCUGAGAAAAAAACUAGGGCAGUUGUCGCUUUCCAUAAAAUCUCGACCAUCCAUAACGAUUUGAUAGCCCGCCACCAUAUUGGUGACCUAUGUUCACCACCCAACUCUAGAACCCACACGCCGGACUCAGAGAUCAGUCCACAGAACCGGAAGGACUACUACAACAACGUCUUCAUGGUAGGCUCUCCCUCGGGGCUGAACGUGACACAAAUGCCGAGUCCGCCGCGGGACGCGCCCUUCCAAUCACUCGUCAGCAUCACCCCACAGAGCUCGAGCAGCGGUCGUCCCUACGUCAGCCCACCAGGAGAACUUUCUGCGCUCACUUCUGUUCAACGCACUAUGACCUCCACAUCCGAGUUCUAUAACCCUCAGAAAAGCAUAUCAUCCUUUGGAGACGCCGCCAGUUAUUUCCCUGGGUCGUAUGAAGAAUCUCAGACACUUACUCGGAGGCCAUCUAAAGGAGCUAUCAAUAAGCGCAAGUUUGGAACGAAAAUCAAAAAGGUUCAUCCACCCUGAUCUAUCUUUUGAGCUCUCAAACACUCUAAGCAUCCACUUUUCCUUUUUUUUGCAACUUCAAACUCUUGUGUUCACAAACAUUCCACUUUUAUCAUCAUCGUUAUGGUCAGCAAGAAAAGAAGAGGUGAUAAGUCUCUGGAAGAGUAUCUAUAUUGUUCUGCUCUGUAUAUACUAAACCAUCCACUACUUAGUUACUCCUUAUUAACUCAUCCAGAGAUCAACUUUCCCCAAGACUUUCACUUUCUUUGAGCUCGAGCCAGCCUUCAUCUUUUCCAACUCACUUCGUUUGAUGUUAUUCACGUGUCUACUUCUUUUUUUUUCGCCCGAGAGUGUUCUUCUUUCUUUCACACUUCUAUUGCAUAUAUGUCAUUUCAUUAGAUACGUGUUUCAUUUUUUUUUACUCGUGCCCACCUCCAUUGACCAUACAAAGUCUAUGUUUGUGUUUUGUCUUGAUGGUUGGUUGUGCUUGGCUAGUGAUCAUUGAUUAUAUAAACAUGUUAGAAGGAUAGAUUUCAUACGUUUUUCACACCAACAUCCGUUUUUCUAUUACUUUUUUGGGGGCUCUUAUUAAUGUUUGUUUUUGGAAGAAUACUUGAGCACAUAUAACUCUGGUACAAUACAUGCGAAUUUCAAAUGUCAAUUGUAAGGCGAGGUCUACAAGGUUGUUGGUCAG
This is a messenger RNA of Puccinia graminis f. sp. tritici CRL 75-36-700-3, 1971 nucleotides long. RefSeq lists its product as uncharacterized. The record is from RefSeq and is a predicted model, not a curated record. Gene Ontology annotation, molecular function: oxygen binding; heme binding. Lineage: Eukaryota; Fungi; Basidiomycota; Pucciniomycetes; Pucciniales; Pucciniaceae. The transcript has 10 exons. Bases 243 to 1298 code for a protein of 351 amino acids.